GUCGGCUGUCGCGCAAGCUGGUGCUGCCGACGACAACGUCAAACUCCAGAAAUCCCUCGACAAGAUGGCUGGCGACUGGAACAACCUGCCCGAAGGGCACAAACUAAAAAAGUUUCACGCGGAGCUUGGGGAGAUCCUCAGCUCCACUGGCUACAAUGAGAUGUAUGGUGUCGAACUGCAGCCGCCAGCAGAAGGCAAGUCCCCGUCCCAUUCGACCCUCAUCAUCCUCCAAAAGUUCCUCCGAGCCAAUGUCGACGACCUCGAGAAAGCCAAAGAGCAGCUCACAGCCUCCUUGAAGUGGAGGAAAGAGUAUCAGCCGCUAAAGGCACGCGACGAAGCCUUUGAUGGCGAGAAGUUUGGGAAACUGGGUUACAUCACACGCGUCAAAGGUGUCAAAGGAUCCCAAAACGCGGAAGAUGUUGCAACUUUCAACAUCUACGGCGCGGCUGCAAAGGACUUCAAGAAGACGUUCGGCGAUACGGACGCCUUCCUUCGUUGGCGCGUUGCGCAAAUGGAGCUUACAUUGAAAGAGCUCGACCUCAAUGCCGCAGACCAGACCAUUCCCGACUAUGGCAAGGGACCGGAUCCAUACAAAGCUAUUGCCGUCCACGAUUACCUUUCCGUCUCCUUCUUCCGCCAACCCUCCGAGAUCAAGACCGCGUCGACCAAGAUCAUCGACAUGUUCCAGCGGUACUACCCCGAGACUGUGGGCCAGAAAUUCUUCGUCAACGUUCCACUCGUGAUGCAAUGGAUGAUGGGUGCAAUGAAGGCUUUGCUUUCCAAGGACAGUAUCCAGAGCAUGACGUGGAUGACCUACGGAUCACAGCUCAAGGAUUACCUUGGUGCAGAUAUCCCAAAGGAAUACGGUGGAACUGGCGCACCUCUCGCCGAGACCGCAAUUACGCCAAAGUAUGGGAAAGAGGAGGCGCAGAAGGAUACCCCUGCUCCAGUUGUCGCUCCAGUUGUCGCUCCGGUUGUCGUCCCAGUAGCUGCCCCUGCGAGUACUGAUCCGCCAGCCGAGGAGAAGAAGGCUGAGGAGUCGAAGGUCGAGGAGAAGAAGGUCGAGGAGAAGAAGGUCGAGGAGAAGAAGGUCGAGGAGAAGAAGGUCGAGGAGAAGACCGAGGAGAAGGCCGAGGAGAAGGCCGAGGAAAAGAAGGCCGAGGAACAAGUGGUCGAGGAGAAGAAAGUCGAGGACAAGAAAGUCGAGCAGCCCCUCGCUGAGCCUGCUGAGCCUGCUGCACCUGCAGAACCGGCUACCGCAGAACCAACAUCCGCCGCAGUGGUGCCAGAAGCAGCCACGGAGAAUGCUGGUGCAACAGUGGCCACUGCAAACCCCUCUGAAGUCAUCGACACGCCAGAGGAGAAGAAGGCGGCAUAGUACGUGGCCGACAGCAUUUCUCGAGCUUUCCGGCGUGAGCGUCCUCCAUCCGAUGCAUUCGCGAGGUCGGCAGAUCAUCAUCGAUGACGAGAAUCGAUUGGCUUCCUGUCGACCUGUCCACCGGCCAUAUACCGAGGACUCUGGUCCUUUUUUGCUUCUGCGCCCUAUACCCUCUGCUCGCCGCGAAGCGACUUAGUUCAGUGAGAUUGAUGUUUAGAUAGGUACUUGUGCAAAGGAUGGAGGGAAAAUGAAUGAACGUCGUUCAAUCUCCUCUAAUCAGAUGUGUAUGACCUGCGGCGCAUUUCCCAGCCUUCCCUCGUCCUCAUACAUCAUCGCCGCAUUGACCAUGGUCGUCUUAGGAGGUUCUUCGUGCCCCAUCAGCCACUCGCACAGCCCUUCUUUCACACUAUAGUACACAAAUGCCACAAAAUGAUACCACAGCACCAAAUUCGCCAUACUCAGCACACAUCCCUUCCACGUCACCGCAGACUCCCGCCUCAACACUUCCACCAAAUGUCUCUCGGCCCGAUCCCAUCGCACCACUUCUUUCCCACCCCGCACUUUGCCAAACACAUCCGACCGUCCCGCAUGGAUGUGGCCAAAAAUGUGCACGAGGGGUUUCGUCCGUCGCACUUCAUGCAAGAGAAAUUCAUCACCCAUGGCUUCGACUCCGGGGAGAUCCAAAUGACAUUUGGGAGGACAAUGCGAAAUGAGAAUUUCCGUGUCCCCGGGGACUUUUCCUGUCCAGUGGUCUUGACUGCGUGGGUGUUGGAAAGCGUGCGCGGGACCUCCGACGUGGGGAAUGAAAGGUGAGCCGUAGAUUUUGAUGGUUGUUGUUGUUGUAUCUUUUUGUUGUUGUUCUUCUUGCUUUUCUGUAGUGGUUGAAGAAGAAGAAGUGGUCGAAGAAUCACCACCACAAGGAAAUUUCAAAAUCACAAAACUGUCUUGCAAAUAAAUCACACUUCGCCAAUUCACAUCCUCAUUCCGAUCUGCAAGUGCCAAUGUCCCUCGACUGCGCGGAUCUAAAUGACUAUCGUGAUUUCCCGCAAUGACGAUUUUGUAGGUGUGAGGUUGUGCGUGUAACCAAUUGAUUUGCGAUUGGAUUUCUUUGGGGGUUCCUGCGUUGCUCAAGUCUCCUGCGUGGAUGAGAAUGUCGCCGAAAGGGAGUGGUGAGGGAGGGAUGAGGGUGUGAGUGUCGGAUAUGGCGAUGAUGGUGAGGUUUUUCUUUUUCUUCUUCUUUUGGUUUUGGUUUUCUAUGUUGUUGUUCUUCUUGUUGUUGUUGCGUAUUGCAUUGAGGGAUCGGAUAGAGGAGAAUAAGAGGUCAAGGAUGCGGGCGAGAAGUUUGAGAGGGGAGAGAAGUUGUAAGUAUAGGGAUG
Messenger RNA from Sphaerulina musiva SO2202, 2754 nucleotides. RefSeq lists its product as uncharacterized. Gene Ontology annotation, biological process: regulation of exocytosis; Golgi to plasma membrane protein transport. Lineage: Eukaryota; Fungi; Ascomycota; Dothideomycetes; Mycosphaerellales; Mycosphaerellaceae. The record is from RefSeq and is a predicted model, not a curated record. The transcript is spliced from 4 exons. The coding region runs from base 65 to 1378 and encodes 437 amino acids. Gene Ontology annotation, cellular component: cortical endoplasmic reticulum; cytosol; plasma membrane. Gene Ontology annotation, molecular function: phosphatidylinositol transfer activity.